Molecule: messenger RNA, 1047 nt
Organism: Geodia barretti
Lineage: Eukaryota; Metazoa; Porifera; Demospongiae; Tetractinellida; Geodiidae
Source: the annotation of a GenBank genome assembly
AUGACCAGCCCAGACCUCGCCGCGACCGUUCACCACUCCGGGGGCAGCUACCCCGUCAUUGCCGGCUGGGGCAUCAUCGAACGGCUGGGCGAGCACAUCGCGGAACUCGGGUUGGGCAACACCGCCUACAUCGUCACUGACGAGAACGUCAUGCGGCCCUACGGGAGGAACGCCCAAUGGGCCUUGCAGAGGGCAGGGAUCGCAGCCCAUUGCUUCGUCAUUCCCGCGGGGGAGACCAGCAAGUCCUUCCAGCUGGCCCAGGAAAUUUACGAGUGGCUGGUGGGUCUGAAAGCCGAGCGCGGCCAGCCGAUCAUCGCCAUCGGCGGCGGCGUGGCCGGCGAUCUGGGCGGCUUCAUCGCCAGCACCUUCCUGCGCGGGGUACCCUUCGUGCAGGUGCCGACCAGCAUGGCCGCCAUGGUGGACGCGUCCAUCGGCGGCAAGGUCGCGGUGAACCUCCCCCAGGCCAAGAACAUGGUCGGCGCGUUCUACCAGCCCGCGAGCCGUUGGGCCGAGGCCAUCAAACACGGCCUGAUCCUGGAUCCGUCGCUGGUGGACGUAUUCGAGGAGCACGCCGAGGCGCUGAUGGAUGUGGAACCGGAGAUCUCCACCGAGGUGAUCCGGCGGAGCAUGGCCAUCAAGGCCGACGUGGUGAGCCAGGAUGAACGGGAAACCCUGGGCGUCCGCAUCCUGCUGAACUACGGGCACACCAUCGGCCACGCACUGGAAGCGUCUACGGAGUACGGCCGGUUCAUGCACGGAGAGGGCGUGUCGGUGGGCAUGAUGGGCGCCGGACGCAUCGCUCGCGAGAUGGGCAUGAUCGGCGACGACAUCCUGGAGCGGCAGCGCGUCCUGCUGCAGCGGUUCAACCUGCCCAUCACCGCCCGGGGCGUUGACCUGGACGGGGUACGGGCAGCCAUGUCGCUGGACAAGAAGACCGUGGGAGGCGCGAACCGCUGGGUGCUGCUGGAGGACGUGGGCCGCGCCACCGUCCGUCGGGACAUUCCCGGCGAAGUGGUGGAGGACACGCUGGCCUGGCUCACCGAAUAA